CUAGAUCCUUUAUGCUUCUGGGAAGGUCUACAUGGUUUUUUUUAUUAUAAUAAGUUUUUGGUUUGCCUUUUAUAUGGCAAGUUUGUUCUUGGGCAUUCUUGCUGUGUCCUAUGAAGAAGAGAAGCAGGCAGCCACUGAAAAAUCUCAGAAGAUUGAAUCGAAAUUUCAGGAUACUUUAAAAGAACUUCAAGAAGGGAACGGAGCAGCUGAGACCAAGACCACAGAAAUAGAAAUGAAGAAAAGAUCACCAACUUCUAUAAUCACUUCUUUGGAUGUGUUGGAUGAUGCUACUAUCAGACAUGGAGAAGAACAUAAAAAACCCCAGAAGAGAUGCCUAUUGUGUUGGUAUAGCUUUGCUAAAACUCUCUUGAUCUGGAAUUGUUCUCCCUGUUGGUUAAAAUUGAAAGAGUUUGUCUAUGUGAUUAUAACACACCCAUUUACUGAUCUGUUUUUCUUCAUAUGCAUAAUUCUAAACAUACAUUUUUUGGCCUUGGAAUGUUAUCCAAUGAGUGAUAAAACCAUCAAUGUUCUCAGCAUUGGAAACCUGGUUUUUAUUGGAAUUUUCACAGCAGAAAUGAUUUUUAAAAUAAUUGCCAUGCAUCCCUAUGGGUAUUUCCAAGUAGGCUGGAACGUUUUUGAUAGCCUAAUUGUGGCCCUUGGUUUAGCAGAGCUUUAUCUAGCAAAUGUUGAUGGAAUAGCUCUUUUUGGAUCAUUCAAGGUG
Messenger RNA from Hipposideros armiger (great roundleaf bat), 721 nucleotides. RefSeq names its product sodium channel protein type 7 subunit alpha-like. Gene Ontology annotation, biological process: sodium ion transmembrane transport; sodium ion homeostasis. The record is from RefSeq and is a predicted model, not a curated record. Lineage: Eukaryota; Metazoa; Chordata; Mammalia; Chiroptera; Hipposideridae. Gene Ontology annotation, molecular function: sodium channel activity. The annotation marks the transcript as partial. The transcript is spliced from 4 exons. Gene Ontology annotation, cellular component: plasma membrane.